Aricia agestis (brown argus) is the source of this 10150-nucleotide messenger RNA. RefSeq names its product dmX-like protein 2 (gene Rbcn-3A). Gene Ontology annotation, biological process: vacuolar acidification. Gene Ontology annotation, cellular component: RAVE complex. NCBI's taxonomy places the organism in Eukaryota, Metazoa, Arthropoda, Insecta, Lepidoptera, Lycaenidae. Gene Ontology annotation, molecular function: protein binding. The record is from RefSeq and is a predicted model, not a curated record. The transcript has 64 exons. Bases 173 to 9814 code for a protein of 3213 amino acids.
UGUGUGGUGUCACAGAGAAUUCGUGAUCGUACAACUUAGAAAAGAUUAUCUUAAUUAAUGUUUUACAUCGUGUAAUUAAUUUUUACCAUGAUAAUAGAAGAGGAGAACGUGACCUUUUGGUGUUUAGUACAAGAACAUUGAACAUAAUUCGGUUUCAACAAGAUUAAUCAUCAUGAACUGUCAUCAAGUAUUAAGUGGAGCCUGUAAUUCAGGGGAUCAAUGUUUUGCUGUUGGUUCAGUGGAGGGAAUACCUUUUACCGCUUAUGCUGCUGGAUGUAACAUAGUAGUGCUUGCGUCAAACUUUGAGCGAGUCCAGAUUAUACCGGGGGCUAUCCAUGGCUAUGUGCGUAUCAGUUCUCUGGACUGUAGUACAGACACUGGAAAGAUUGCCGCAGCAUAUGGAGCUGAAGUCUGCAUAUUUGAACCAACACCAUUGAUUCAUACAGCGGCCACUACUCAUGGCCUGGAGUACCGAUGGGUGCAGACGGGCAAGCUGGUGGCGGACGGUCCCAUUACGGCGCUAUCCUGGAAUCUCGAGGGCACGAGGCUGCUCACCGGAGGCAGGAUACUGCAGCUGUGGCACCAGGCUUCGCUUUUCCAGGAUGAUAGCAGUCAACCGAGUUCGGGCGUGACGUUUCAAAUUGGCGGCGACAAGGACGACAAGCCCAAACCGCAAGAGGAAGAGGAGCCGGGCUGGAUAUGCGUGUGGCAGUGUCACACGGCGACGCCGGCGCACCACCUGGCGUUCUCGCCCGAUGGCGUGCUGUUCGCUACUUCUGGCGUCAACGACAGACUCGUCAAGAUAUGGUACCAGAACAAAGUAUUAACACAAGCGCACGGCGAGCACACGCCAACGGAGCUGCACUACACGUUCAUAUACGUGGCGCACCCGCGCGCCAUCACACACCUGUCAUGGCGGAAGACCAGCAAGUACAUGCCCAAAGGCAGCGUAGGCAACGUGCUCGUGACGUCAUGCGUAGACAACAUCUGCCGCGUGUGGGCGGAGACUCUGCUCCCGGACGACGAAUGGGGCGCCACGCCGCACGCACGCUCGCCGCCGCGACGCCAGCGCGCCACGCACCGCCACAAACACCGCUUCAUGCAGCGGCUCAAGCACAUGAAAACGUGUUUCCACAUCCGACGCACGGCACAGUCGUCGAAGCAGCCGGGCGCGCCGAUACCCACGUUGCCGUCGACGUACAGUGCUCACGACUUCCAUAACCCAUAUCACGCCACUUCUUACACCGGAGGACUACACUUCCACUUGGCCGCGUCUAUAAACGCCGAGACGGACAUUCCGCUAGUGCCGUCUCUUUCUGGCGGCGGUCGGUUCAUAUUACACUGGCUGCAUAACAAGGAGAUGCAUUUCACCAGCCAAGCCGAAACUAUACUGCACGAUCUCACUAAAAAGAUUUUAGACAAAGAAGAAAACGAGGAAGGAUCGAGUUCAGAUCACACACAUCCGGACGGAGAGAAUGACAUGCGAUCUAGACGCCCGAGCCAUCAUUUAACUAAAGUGCUAUCGGAGGAUAACAGUAAUAGUGACGAGCAGCCAGGCAGCGGCAACCAGAGUCACCCGAGCCUCUCCAACACCACCUCAAUUAACUCGCUCGCCACAGAGGUGACGUGCACGCACCUACCCGACUCGCUGGACGCAAAGAUCGAAGUGCUACUUCGAGAUUGGCACCAAAGUCCAGAUCUUCUGUUCUCCAUACACCCCGUGGAUGGCAGUUUCCUUAUAUGGGUAUGCGAAUGGCUAGACGAGCUGCAAGUUGGCGCUAUCAGGCAAGCUCAAGUGUCGUUCUCCGCACGCAUACCGAGUGCGUUUCCGCUCGGCGACGCGACGACAAUGUGUACGCCCGCUGCGUUGUACCAUGCGGCCGCGCAGCCGCUGUACGUGCGACACCGGACUAAACCCGUCACGCCAGCGAGCCAAAACCAACAGGAGACAGUUACAACACCGUUGGCAAGCGUGCAAGAGGAGAAAGAGGAAAAUGAAUGGACACAUAACAACGAGAACUCAGAAACGCAAGAAAAUGACAACAGGGAAGACGGUAUGAACGAUCUAAAGCGUAAAACGAGCGUGGCCACGGAGACCGGGGACUACAACCAAGAUGGCGACGUUUUGGAGUCCGCCCCCGUCAUAUCUAUGGUCACCAACCACACCAACGGGACAUUGAACUUGUGGCAACUUACAUUCGACGACAAGUCUAAAUUCUCACAGGUGCUAUCUAUCGGUCACGCGUCGCGGGCAUCGGGACAUAGGUUUAGAGUAAACGACAUCACAUGCCAUCCAGUAUUACCGCUGCUACUUACAACUAGUCAUCACAACAUAUCAGAUUCAGAGCGAGGCAACGCUACGGCAGAGUCGGCAGCAGCGGGCGGUCUCUGUUCGGAGCUGAUUAUGUGGCGUGUGGAGUGCGUGGGCCCGCUCGGCAAGUCGGGGGGCGUGGCCGAACUAGCAAGAGUCAACUCGCCACAUCUGUCCGCUUUUAGCAACGUCGCAUGGCUACCGACGUUACUGCCCAGCUCAACACUGGGAAACUUAUCGAAUUCGCCGUCUGCGUGCUUCGUGGCAAGUGAUGGAGAGAGUUUACGUUUAUUCCAAGCCGUUAUCGAUGCUAGGACGCUGUUAGCCGAGAUAGCUGCGUCAGAAAGACGACACAAAGACGUUUUGGGUAACGCAAGUGAUGCGGAAUCCAUGUCGUCCGCGUCAUCCAUUGCGGACGCCGGGGACGGUACGGAUCUACCGCUACACGAGCGAGUACGCAUUGUAUCGCAGCAAUCUACGGCGCGGCCCGGCGCUAUCAUACAGCUCCACGCGAUAGCAGACGCCGCACACGACUGGCAUAAUACGCAGCUGCUGCAUGUUUUUCAGGAGCAGCUUAUUACAGGAGAGCGCACCACUCACGACCCAGAAGGUUCAGACUCGGGAGUGGACUCGUCAGGAAUCAACACAAUAACCGAGGCGGGUCUUGAAGCGAUUGUUGACCUUCGUAAAGCGGCGGUAUUCAACGAGCCAUUCUAUAUCGUGGUGCUAGAACGAACAGAUGGCGGGUCUACGGUGCAUAUGUGGCGGUUAAAUGUCUCCUCGCAAGCCGAUUUUGCAGAUGACAUGACCAACAGUAUGAUGUACGUGCCAGACAGCGCGUUGGUGCAGGAAGACGAAGGGGAGUCACGCAAGAACUCAAUGUCCGUGGACGCCGAUGGCCCCGUACCCGUGCACACACACUCGCACCUCUCUAUAUCCACUAAGAAGGUAUGCGAGUGCCCGCUGUCACUGCCCGAUGGAGUGGACGUUAUUCACGCGACGCCCGCCGCAGGACAUCUCAGCUCUGCGUCGAUAUACCCGGCAUGUCUCGCACCGUAUAUACUGGCUACAGCGUGCACGGAUAGUACUUUGAGAUUUUGGAAAUGCCAUGUUACGAAAAAAGAUAAUGAUGAACUAGAAUACUCUUGGAAGGAGUGGGAAAUGAUGAAUAAAGAUCAAGAAUCUACUAUUGAUAUACCAGGUCAGCCGCUACACAUAAGCGCUGCGUACUCGGGACGCAUUGCGUGCGCGUACAAGUGCGGGCGAUCGUUCACGCGACCCAAGGGCUCAGCGGUCAGCAUGGGCGGCACGAGUUCGAACUCGAGCAAUGCGACGGACGCACGAUUCGUGAAUCUGUGUGUGUGCGUCUACGAGUGUGAAAGUACUGGCGGCGCGGAAUGGCUGCUAGAGGAUACGAUACCUCUAAGGAAUGUCAGCUUACCGAGAGUCGGACUAUGCGCUGAUACGCAGAUUGAUCUAUCAUACCUUCACGAUACGACAUUUAUGCAGAAGAAGCAGCGUAUUAAUCAGGUUAUACAAACACUUUCAUCGGACGACAGUCGCAAUAACCGUAACGGUGAGGGAGACACGGGCAAGUCCGCGGGUCUGCUAGCGGUGCCCUCAUUCAGCACACUUCAAUCACUCCGCAAAAGUAUUAUGGAGAAUGGCAACACUUGCCCCCUCACUCAGAAACAUUUGGUGCAAUUGGACUGGGUGUCUAAAGAGGACGGCUCGCAUAUAUUGACAGUUGCUGUUGGAUCCCGAGUGCUGUUGUUUACGCCGGUAUCCAGUGAUCUUGCUCAAGCUAAUCUUAAGGCUAUGAAGGAAUCCAUAAACAACAACAGACCGAUACUACGAAAGGCCUCAUCUCUAGCGGCCCCGCUAUUCGUAGAGGAGAUUCGAUGGAUGCAGCUCCGACGUAUAGAGCUGAAGACGGCAGACGGUCUACCACCGUUACCCAUGCAGAUAUCGUGGGUCAGAGAUGGUAUAUUCGUGGUGGGGAUGGAUUCCGAAAUGCACGUGUACUCCCAGUGGAAACCGGAAACGCCGCAGCUGCCCUCCGGUCAAGGUAGCAGCCAGGACGUUGAAGAUGGCGGCGAGAGUCGAGCACUUCGAGAUUCGGACCUCCGUGUUUCAGCGCCGCACUUACAACGCGUGUCGUCCAUCAAUCUGCAGCUGUUAGAGCGAGACGCAAGACGACGAAACAAGACGCAGCCGGAUCAGCCACAGCCCCUUUUAGACUACAUGCCUGACUUUGGACUGUUCGAAGCCUCUCAAAUGGCGUGUCCUGUACUACCUCAGUAUCAUCCUAAACAGCUGAUGGAGUUGCUCAACAGCGGAAAGAUAAGAUGGGUGAAAGCUAUCCUCGCGCAUUUAGUCAGGUGCAUAGGUGGCACAUACACCACUCGCAGCUCUCAAGGUGACGAAGAUAGUCUAUCUAGACCGCGCGGCUGGUCCCGCUCACGCACGCUGUCCGUGUCCUUCGCCGCCGGCGCCGCCUCGCCGCUAGAUGGCGUUGCACAGAUAACAGAAGACGUACAGUUGGACUACGCGGAGCUAACUUCGGUACCGCCCCUACCAUUAUGGACUUUAUUAGUGGCUGAUAAGGAGUCCGCACACCAUCCGUCCACUAUACAGGAGGCUAAGGACUACAACGAGCUAUUCGAGGGAACUAUGGAGGUAGAGGACCUCGACGCGAUGUUACUGGGCGAGGAAGGGGAAGUAGACCGAAGGCCUUCGAUGCCUGAAAGGCAACCACUAUCGCACUUUGGACCUAGACAAGGUCGUAUGCUCUCCCGCCUGCUAACUCACACACACCUGCCUGGGCUGAGUUCGCUCGACCAGAUGCAUCUACUGGCGCUAGCGGAUACGGUAUCAACUUGCGACGCGGACUUCACCGAGCGGUUCGCGGCGAACGCACGUACGGACUCCGCGCCCGCUGCGUCGCAGGAGAUGGUGCCUGAUUCCCUGGACGACUGUGGUCUUCGCUUCCUACUAGCUAUGAAGCACUACGGUUACCUACAGCGCUGCCUGCCUCUAGCGCAGCGAGCCGCGUUACAGCGCACCGGGGUUGGCACCUGCAAUCUGGUCUGGGCUUUCCACUCGGAGACACCAGAACAACUGCUAACUCUGCUACCUGGGUACGCCAAGGGCCAGCCUAAGUGGUCGACGAUGAGAGAACUAGGUGUGGGUUGGUGGGUCCGCGGCGAAUUGCUACGUACGUGCGUCGAGCGUAUCGCGCGCGCGGCGUACAAGGAGAAAUCGGACCCUAUGGAUGCGGCGCUUCUGUAUUUGGCUAUGCGCAAGAAGACUCUACUCUGGGGACUGUUCCGGUCGAUGCGAGAUGAGAAGAUGACUGCGUUCUUCGCUAAUGACUUCAACGAGGACCGAUGGAGAAAAGCCGCUUUGAAGAACGCAUUCGUCCUGCUUGGUAAACAGCGUUUCGAGCAUGCUGCAGCUUUCUUCCUGCUAGGGGGAGCCUUAAAGGAUGCCUUGGAGGUACUAAUAACGCGACUCGGCGACUUGCAACUGGCGAUGGUCGUGGCGAGACUUUACGACACCGACAGUAAUUUACCAUCGAGCCUCAGGAAACUGCUCUUAGGCGAAAUAUUAGGGGGUGAAGAAGAAGGCGAGGGGGAGUUAGACAUGGACCGAGCUCACCCCGACCCGUUUAUACGCUCCAUGGCGUUAUGGGAAUUACGGCGGUACGGCGACGCGCUAGACACGCUGCUCGCGCCCGCCGGCCGCCUGCACGGCGCGCCGCUCGAGCCCGUGCCCAGUGUGUUCAACUUCUACGUAUACCUGCGCACGCACCCGCGACUCAAGCGGCAUAAUAUGCCCGCACAGGGUGGUACGUUGGCGCUGCUUCAACAAGACGAAGAGGGGAUCACGCAGCUUGAAAGGAGACUGUACUUCCAAACGGCCCACGGCCACUUCAAGGCCGGAUGUCCUGCCCUUGCUUUAGAAGUCCUCUCGAAGCUGCCAGCGCGAGUACGAGACGAGAAAACCCACCAGCCGCCAGUGUCAGCGCCAUCUAUCGACGACGACGUCAUACACACGGGACAACUGAACCAUGACGCCUCAGUCAAAAAAGAGGAAGAAACGAUGGAUUGGGGUGCAUCUACUGUAGACUGGGGAGCGCCAGUUGGACCGCCGAAAAUGGAUGAACUCGUUCUAGACUGGGGCAAAGAUCAUGAUGACGAGGAAGAAUCUGAAUCGGGGAAAUCAACUCCGCCAUUAGAGAUGAAAGUGGCCAAAGCUGAGGAAGAUGGGCAGGAGAGUCAGAAGGAGGAGCCACCGUGUGUGGACAUCAUGGCCCAGCAGCUCAAGUUCGUGGCCUGCCUCAAAAUAUUGAUGGAGGAACUGAGCACGUUAGCUACUGGGUUCGAAGUCGAUGGUGGUCAUCUUCGCUAUCAGCUAUACAUCUGGCUAGAGCGUGAAGUUGGCGCGCUUCGCACGUUAUGCGGCUACGCAGCGGGUGCGCGCGCAGGUGGCGAGCUCAUAUGUGCGGAUGCCGAGGCCCCGCCCCUUCCCGAGCGCCCCACCUUACACCAACUACUAGUGAGAGAGAAGGCAGACUUCGAGGCUAAAGUGCAAAGAGCUGUGAGAAGACAGAAGUGGCUUAAAGCGAACGAGACGCUCCUACGUACGUUGUUAUCGUACUGCUCGCUGCACGGCGCGGGCGGCGGCGGGCUCGCGUCCGUGCGAAUGGAGUUAGUGCUGUUGCUGCAGGAGCUUGGACAGGACAAGCAACACCAACAGCUGUUGUCGCCUCUGCCGUUCCCGACGACGUUACCACUAUUGGCCGCCGCCGUUGCCGCCAACAACACGGUGGUCGCGGAUCCCGUGCGACAUCUACAGUCUGUCGCACACGACAUGCUGGGAACAGUCGGCGAAUUGGGCGUACCAGGCGGUUCAGCUACGCGACUGUUACACACACUCCGUGAACUGGCUGUGGCACUCUCCGCCUGUAUAUACCAGAGCCUGUGCGAUUCUGAUACGUUCAGCUUGCGACACGCGGGACAUAAUGAUAGUAUGAUUACGGAGACUCCAGCAACAGCCAACUUAGUCGUGAGGCCGAGGAGGUAUUCAGUAGAAGAGUUUAGUGUGACGACGCCACCGAACAAAUGGCCAGGUGUGUCAGCACUACGCGGUCUAGCCGUGCGCGCGGCUGAGGAAGAAGAUGCACCACGAUUAGCCGUAUUAUUAGCUGAGGCAUUUUGUGCGGUAUACCUCGCGCUACUUGGCUGGGCGUUAGCGGCGCGCGACGCACAUUUACUGUACAGAUUAGCCGCGCACGCACCGGACGAGCGUGCGCACGCACGGUUGUUCGGAGGCGGCGUGCGAAGACUGCUGACUACUGCGCCUGCGCCGCCACAGCCGAAACUAGUGGAAAGAACCGAGGGCACGUCGGUUUGGUCGUCGCUGCGAGAGAAGAGGGCGCUACUGCACAUGAGGCUGCUGGGUUUGGGGCCAACCGCGCCACACAAGAACAUACAGGAGGGCCGUCCUACGUACAGAGAGCAAUUCGUGCCUCCUAUGUGCAGUAUACUGACGUAUCUACUGACCAAGCCUACUGCAGAACAGGACCCGGAGAGAGACGACUACGAUUCGGCUGAGUCCGGCGGCGAGGAUGCUGAAGUGGAAGGCAGUGAUGAAGAUGACGAUGACAUAUUCGACACCUCAAUAACUAAGACUGAGAAGCGGAAGUACACGAAUACGGAGCACUCCGACCCGGAUUCUUACUCGUGGCUCGUGAUGCGAGUAGCGGUAUUGAGGCUGGCUCAGCACAAGCUGCAGCAUUUCCUGCAGCUGUGCGGUAUUGAGAUGUCAGAGCUAGCAACGACCAGUCCCACCGUGCACGCCGCGCUGCGUCGCGCGGAGCAGUGGCAGCAGCAGUUAACCGAGACGCUAGAUGUGCGUGCGCCGCCCCCAGAUUAUAUCCCGGGAUGUUUCCCCGACCAGAUUACUUCAGGACCGCCUAUCAACAAGUACAGAUGUUUACUGGAAAAGCACAACACACCGUUCAAUUCAGCGUUAUUCAGCACGGCGCCGGCUCGCCGUCUCUGGAAUUUCCUAGUCAGACAAGAAUUAGUUACGGAAGUGUUCAUAAAGGCAGUGUUCUCGCGACGUCGCGCGCAGUCGGUAUCCGUAGACGCUGUGGACGAGAAGUCCGGUUGCGUACCGCACGCUCGCUCGCGGCCCGACGAUCUGCACAGCCCCGUGCGGAUUAUUCACAAGGAGCAGGACUCCAUUGCCGCAUUCUGUCUUAAUAGGGUUGGCGGCGGUUUACUAGCUGUGGCGACGGCACGCGAAGUGCAGGAGAUGGACGUCUCGCUACUGCUGCGAGGCGACGCGGCCUGGGCUGAAGAGUGCGAAGUCGAUCUACUCGCGCUUAGCAGCGAUCCCGCCGCGUUACCCGACACGGGAUUCCUGCUUAUACAGCACCAUGAUAGACCGAACAACGGUUCCGUACCUGGCACGGGCAACAGUUCACCGCUGAAUCCCAACGCACCUCAAGUACCGAUCGGUAUGGCGAGCCAGACGGGCCGCGGUGCGAGCGUCGUUAAGGGUCUGCAGUUCCCGGGUUGCCACGAUGCAAAAUACUGUCGUCUGGUGCUGCAUCGCUCCAAGCUUCUCAUGAAACCGGUGCUGAAACACAAAAUUGACAACAUUAAACGAAUGGCGGCCCAUCCAUCGCAACCUUUAUAUCUAACUGGCGGCGCGGACGGCUCGGUCCAGCUCUGGGAGUGGGGCCAUCCGUCGUGCGUGUGGUCGCCGCGAGCGCCGGGUGCGUUCGCCAAGGUCACGCGCGUGCGCUUCAGCGACUACGGCAACAAGUUCGCGGCGGCGGACGCGGACGGCAACCUGGCGCUGUGGCAGCUGCACCCGAGCGCCGGCGGCGACAGCCACGCCUCGCCGCGACCGUUCUUCACGCACCAAUGUCACAGUAAAGGCAUAAGCGAUUUCGUGUUCCUGGGCUCUUGCAGUUUAGUCGCCACUGCGGGCCACAGUUCAGAAAGUAAAAACGUCGCAGUUUGGGACACGUUGAUGCCAGUCAAAAAAGCCUUAGUAGUAUCAUGGACGUGUCACGAGGGCGGCGCAGCGUGCGUGGCGUGGGCUGGGGGUGCGGGCGCGCUUGUCUCGUGCGGGCGGCGCGGCGAUGUGCUCGUGUGGGACGUGCGUGCGCGCGCGCCGCGACACAAGCUGCACGCACAUCACGCCCCCAUCAAGUGCGUCGCACUCGCACCGAGAGAGGACUGCUAUGCUAUUGGCGCCGCGGACGGUGAUAUCAAGGUAUACUCACUGACGACGCACCAGCUACUACACACGUUUGCGGGCGAGCACGCACGCAGUUCGUUCUUCAAGCACAUCGGACAGGGUGUCACGCAGAUUUAUAUUGAUAAUGCCGGUCGGCUGUUCUCGUGCGGCGCGGACGGCACUAUGAAAGUGCGGCGGUUGCCCGAGAGAGACGCGCCGCCGUUGCAUCACGCGCACUAUUAGGUGCAGAUGCAGAAUAAUUACAAAGGAGGUCGGGCGAGGCCCGGCAUCUGUAUUUAUCUUGUUGCUGUUGUGUGUAUCGACAUACGCCGGUAGACUAGUCACUGAGUAGGCAAUGUUGUAUCUUAGUGUAUAUAAACCUCCUUACUAAUGUUUACACAGCUUCAAAGUUGUCCUUGUCUAACAAGUGAUAAUUACAGCUGUUAGACGGAGACAGCAUCUGUGAUUGUGUAAAUAAUAGGGAAUAUUACGCAAAAGUCGGAGCGGCGCGAGCGGAGGGUGCUACUAGCACAUAUAUUAAAUAAUGCGGGGUUUACACGGGUGACUAUAACCGCACGA